Helianthus annuus (common sunflower) is the source of this 973-nucleotide messenger RNA. RefSeq names its product peptide methionine sulfoxide reductase. The coding region runs from base 114 to 785 and encodes 223 amino acids. Gene Ontology annotation, molecular function: peptide-methionine (S)-S-oxide reductase activity. The record is from RefSeq and is a predicted model, not a curated record. Gene Ontology annotation, cellular component: cytoplasm. The transcript has 2 exons. Lineage: Eukaryota; Viridiplantae; Streptophyta; Magnoliopsida; Asterales; Asteraceae. Gene Ontology annotation, biological process: cellular response to oxidative stress.
AUCAUAUUUUAUAAUCUUUAAAAAAAAGGUCAAAUUGAAGAGGGUGUAGUUUUGGCCACGCCACUUUAUUCUAGAAACUUCUAUUCCUACAGUACGAUAUGUAAAACUUAAACAUGCCACCUCAUAACAAACAGUCCACAACCACCACCACCGCCACCAUCAUCACGACCAUCAUCAUCAUUAUGAGUUGGUUAAGCUGGCUAGGGUUACCUACACGCACCUCCACGGACCACUCACCCCUCGCUCAAUCUCCCGACGCCGACCUUCCGGCUUCCGGCCAACAAUUCGCCCAAUUCGGCGCCGGUUGUUUCUGGGGCGUAGAGUUAGCCUUCCAGAGGGUUCCGGGUGUUACGAAGACUGAAGUCGGUUAUUCGCAGGGGUUUAUGCAUAAUCCUAAAUACAGCGAUGUUUGUUCGGGUACUACUAAGCACUCGGAGGUUGUUCGUGUCCAGUAUGACCCCAAGGACUGUAGUUUUCAGAGUUUGCUUGAUUGUUUCUGGGAGAGGCAUGAUCCUACCACACUUAAUCGUCAGGGGAAUGAUGUUGGGACACAAUAUAGAUCCGGGAUAUACUUCUACACACCCGAGCAAGAGAAAGCAGCAUUGGAGUCAAAGGAGAAACACAGCAAGAAACUGAACCAGAAAAUCGUGACAGAGAUCCUGCCAGCGAAGAAGUUCUACAGGGCAGAAGAGUACCAUCAGCAGUAUCUUGCAAAGGGAGGUCGAUCUGGGUUUAGGCAAUCUACUGAGAAAGGUUGCAAUGACCCUAUCCGUUGCUAUGGCUAGUAUGUGCGUACGCGUUAAGAUACUAUAUAUUCUUCACUGCUGUGAUUGCUGAUGAGAAGAUUGACGUUGAUCGAUCAGUUUGAGAUGUUCUUUAUUUCGUAACUGAAUAACAUUCAAUAUUGUACGGAUAUUGUUCGUGUGUAUUGUGUUAUAUUAUAGGUAUACAUAUCUUUUGAUUUACAGUACUA